UCCGCACAUAACAAAUGGCCAGAACUGAAGGUUUAAAAUAAUUUUAGAUUAUAAAAUAAAACGCAAUUUGACAAACAAUAUACUAAUGGAAUCACCUACUACAUUCAUUUGCCAGCUUGAGGCACUUCCUGAAGAAAGUGCUGAAUUUUGUAUGGGUGGCGUUUGCUGUGGCAUUUACAAAAGACAGUCAGUCGGACUACUAUACUUCUUAUGGAUAUUAUUUUUAGUCUUGGUUGUCUCUCCAGCCUUGUAUUAUAUUUUCAUUCACCCACAUUCACAAGCCUCAAAUAAUGAGCAAAGAAAUGACAUUGGAAGUAUAAAAAGACUACACAGGAAUGAAAGAAUAUGUGAAGAUAUACUGUUAAAGAAUCGUAAACAAAAUAGCAACGAGAGUGAAAAUAGAAGCAGAGUCUCUGGCCAAGAUAAAUCUAUGAAUCCCACCAAAGAUGAAAUUCGGCCAAAGAAUCAUAAAGAGCAAACUAAGAAGAGUUUUGAUAACGCAAGAGAAGAAGAAAAUGUAAGAAGAGAAGAAGAGCGGAGAAGCGUUACAGGAAAUUUUAAAAUUCCUUCUACAGCGGAUGCAACUGAAGAUCCGACUCAACCUGAAUGUGUAUCGAAUGACUUCUCGACAAAAGCCGCAAAUGACCAACGAGUAUCAGUCAUUUCGUUAAACAAUUUAAUUAAUCCAAAAGAUGACAAUAAGCCAAAAGGUGAAAAUAAGCCAAAGGUGAAUGAAAUGAAUUUGAUUCAAAAUGAUAAUGUAUCUUCCAAUGAUAAUUUAUCUUCGAAUGACGUUAAAAGUUUACAAAGUGAAAAUGGUUUAAGCAUAAACUCAGACAAACUCUCUCAUAGGCAUUCAUCGGAAGACAAAGAUGACAAUUUAAGGGAGGAAAUGACCUUAGGAGACAAUAUUCCGAAUGAAAAAUAUAAUAAACGUGAAAGUAAAAAUAGUUUAACACUUAAUAAGUCAUCAAAUGACGAGUUUAGUUUUGAACCAAAUGAUAAAAGUUCAAUUCAACAAGAUUUACCUGAUGAUUUAGAGAACAAAAACAUAACAAAAGGUGGUUUAGACGAUGAGCUGGAAGCUGGGCAUGUGACUAAAGAUGGUUUAGGCGAUGAGUUGGAAGCUGGGCAUGUGACUAAAGAAGGUUUAGACGAUGAGUUGGAAGCUGGGCAUGUGACUAAAGAUGGUUUAGACGAUGAGUUGGAAGCUGGGCAUGUGACUAAAGAAGGUUUAGACGAUGAGUUGGAAGCUGGGCAUGUGACUAAAGAUGGUUUAGACGAUGAGUUGGAAGCUGGGCAUGUGACUAAAGAAGGUUUAGACGAUGAGUUGGAAGCUGGGCAUGUGACUAAAGAUGGUUUAGACGAUGAGUUGGAAGCUGGGCAUGUGACUAACGAUGGUUUAGACGAUGAGUUGGAAGCUGGGCAUGUGUCUAACCAGAUCUCGAAUGAUAAUGAAUAUUCUAGGUUAUCGAAGAAUGAAUCUUCCAAGGAAUCUGUUAUUGAGAAAAAGGAUUAUGAUCAUAAUACACCUAAUAUAGAAAGAAGUAAUGAUGAAGAAUAUACAAAGCGAGAUUCGAGAGUCAGUAAUAUUAGUAAAAGAAGAUUUUCGUUGAAAAACAAAUUUAACUCAAAUAAGGAAGAUACCGACACUCAAGAACCUGAGAAGGCAUCGAGAACAAAUAAGAAAAAACUGUCCUUAAAACUGAACUCGUUUGUGAAAACUGAUAGCAAAAAAGAUUGACGUUAAAUGUUAAAGUACAAGGUUUUAAAUAUUAUAAG
This is a messenger RNA of Macrosteles quadrilineatus (aster leafhopper), 1782 nucleotides long. RefSeq lists its product as uncharacterized. The record is from RefSeq and is a predicted model, not a curated record. The coding region runs from base 86 to 1744 and encodes 552 amino acids. Lineage: Eukaryota; Metazoa; Arthropoda; Insecta; Hemiptera; Cicadellidae. The transcript has 3 exons.